Molecule: messenger RNA, 687 nt
Organism: Carlito syrichta (Philippine tarsier)
Lineage: Eukaryota; Metazoa; Chordata; Mammalia; Primates; Tarsiidae
Gene: SOX7
Product: SRY-box 7
Exons: 3
Coding region: 1-687 (228 amino acids)
Biological process (GO): anatomical structure morphogenesis; cell differentiation; regulation of DNA-templated transcription
Molecular function (GO): RNA polymerase II cis-regulatory region sequence-specific DNA binding; DNA-binding transcription factor activity, RNA polymerase II-specific
Source: RefSeq, a predicted model, not a curated record
AUGCAGGCGGAGGGGCGGGAGCCUCCCUGCGCCUGGGGAGGGGCGCCAGGUGUGCCUGGGGUGCACGGAGCGUGGGGGCGGGUGAAGUGGGCACAGAGGCGGGAGGCGUGUGUGCUCACGUGUGCACUCCGGCGCGCGUGCACGUCGGCGCACUCGAGUCUGUGUGCACGAGUGGGCGUGCGUGUGCGCACGUGUGAGUGCGAGCACACGCGCGUCUGCAAGUCGUGGAAGGCGCUGACGCUGUCGCAGAAGCGGCCGUACGUGGACGAGGCGGAGCGGCUGCGCCUGCAGCACAUGCAGGACUACCCCAACUACAAGUACCGGCCGCGCCGGAAGAAGCAGGCCAAGCGCCUGUGCAAGCGCGUGGACGCCGGCUUCCUGCUGGGCUCCCUCGCCCGGGACCAGAACGCGCUGCCCGAGAAGCGGGGCGCCCCGCCCCCCGAGCCGCCCGGCUUCGACGCCCUGGAUCAGCUGAGCCAGGCGGAACUCCUGGGGGACAUGGAUCGCGACGAGUUCGACCAGUACUUGAACACGCCCGGCCACCCGGACGCUGCCGCGGGGACCCUGGCCCUCGGUGGGCACGCGGCGGCCUCCCAGGGCGCGCCCACGGGCCCCUCCGAGACCAGCCUCAUCUCCGUCCUGGCGGACGCCACGGCCGCCUACUACAACAGCUACAGUGUGUCAUAG